Geodia barretti is the source of this 864-nucleotide messenger RNA. NCBI's taxonomy places the organism in Eukaryota, Metazoa, Porifera, Demospongiae, Tetractinellida, Geodiidae. The record is from the annotation of a GenBank genome assembly.
AUGGCUACCAGCGACGAUAGUCCGCCACACGGAAAAACAAAAUUGAUCCAAAAAUGUACCGCAGCACAUUUUGGACCGCUCAAUACUUCCAGAGAGCUGCAGUCCCACAUCGACAACUUUCGUGGUGGCACCUACCGAGUCACAACACCCGUAGAUGAUGCACUUGUGCUUUAUCGUCUGUAUGGAGGAGGAGAGGCACAAGCAGUGGGCCAGUACUGGACAGUAGAGCCUCGAAAAGGAAAUCUUGGGUAUCAGUUAGACUAUGCCAUGCAUCCACAGUGGAAUUCGUUAUCAGAGAGCGUGAAGCUGCAUAUUCCACGGGGCAUUCUACUUUACGAAGGCUAUGCCGGUCCGCAAAAAAGUGGAAGUGGGUCUUUUGGAGGCGGUAAUUGGCAAGUAUUUAUCCCUCGUGAAGUUGUGGAGCCACUUUAUAAAGCACAGCAAGCAAUAGCUGAAGGCAAACAGCCAUCAGAAGUGAUGAAAUUUCUUCAAGAAGCAAUGAGGGCACAAGCAUCAAUUACGAGUCAAUACAAUGAACAGGAGACGAAACACUGCGAAGAAGACAUGAAAAGUUUCUGUACCCUACAAAAAGCCCAAGAGCUCCUAAAAACAGGAAAUGCUCUGCAGCACGUACCACACAACGUACGAUCUAUGCUGCAAUCUGAUUCUCCUUCCAGUGCAGCAGAUUUGGACCAAACAACCGGAAGUUAUGUGGUGCAUCGCCAGUUAAUUACUCUACGCAAUGGAAAAACAGCAACAGCAACCUUAAAUGUCCGGUUGGAAUUUAGCCAUCAGACCGUAACGACGAAUGGAAGGGUUACAACAAUAACUCGAUACUACAAUCGUAUUUUUGAGUGGGCGUAA